AUGUCGCCGCUGGUGGUCGUCGCGGGACAACGUAGUAGUGGUCCGGCGCUGUGUAUUGCGGUAUUUUUAAUAAUUUCAAAAAAAGUAUUUGGAUUAGAUUUGGAUACAAUCGAAACUAAUGUUUCGUUAACAACUACUAUUGAUUAUGAUAUACCGGUUCAAGAUAUGGCAUCUGAAACUUUGAUGGCUAUUUCACCGUGUCAUCAGUUUGAAACAGAAUUUGAGUUCUACUCUCCGGGUUAUCCUCAACCUUAUCCCAAUAAUACAGAAUGUAUCAGAUUGUUAGAAGCUGGUCCUGGAGAGAUAAUUGAACUUGACUUUAGGGACUCGUUCACCAUAGAACCAAGUAUUGGGUGUAAGCAUGAUCAUCUGGAAAUUCGAGAUGGUCCUUACGGAUAUUCAAUUCCAGCGAAUUACUAUUGUGGAAACCAGUUCCCGCCUAAAAUAAUUUCAUCGGGCAAAUACUUAUGGUUGAGAUUUCGAUCGGACGAAAAUAUUGAAUAUGAAGGAUUCCACGCCGUUUACAAAUUCAUUAAGAAACCCCCACCAGACAUAGAGAAAUCGGAGCUUCCGCCAUGUCGUAAAUUCGUGGAUGGUUCACAGGGUUACAUAAAUAGCACUGAAGUUGACGAUUUAAAGAAUAAAACGCUCGCAAACCAAGUGCCAUUGGAUUGCAUGUGGAUAAUACGAGUAAAACCUGGUUGGAAGAUUCAGCUUAACUUCAAAGAAUUCUCUCUAGAAAAACCUAAUGAUUGCGGCUUGAACGUAGUGGAGAUUUUUUCAAACCGCACAGAUAUGGCUUCGCGGCUCAAAGUGUUCUGUGGAUCGAUAGCUGAAAUGGUACAAUCAUCGGGGGACACGUUGCAUGUACGAUUCUUGGCAGAGGGGAAGGGAGUGAAAUCAAAGUUCUCGGCACUUUACACUGCAUACCGUACCAAGACUAAAGAUGAAGCGUGCGGUAGUGAUCAAUACGAUUGUGAAGACUUAACAUGUAUUGCGUCCGAAUUACGUUGCAAUAAAGUCGAGAAUUGUCGUUUUCGAUGGGAUGAAGACGGGUGUCCGGAAGAAGACAACAGAUUAAUGCAACUAUUUUCAAGUUUUGACAUAAUAGUUAUUUUAGUAGUAUUUUUUUUAAUAUUAUGCGGCAUGUGUUCAGCAUUUAUUACCAAUAUUGUCCGAAAACUUGUGCACGAUCACCGAAUCAUAAAAGAACACAUGCGCCAUUCAAGAGAAGAUCAUUUAGAUCAAAUUGGAAGAAUGCAUGUAACAGAUGAACAAUCACUUGAGGAUUCUGGUGUACAAGGACAUGACUAUCCACAAAGUGACAACAGUAGUCAAACCACCAACCUAAUUCAAAGCAAACAUACUAAUAACAUAUCUAGUUCUGAUUGUUAUGUACCAUCAGGUGACCUUAUUCCAGUGUUAAUGAAACAUGACCCUCCUCGCCUUUAUCCUUCGGUUGAAGAUGAAGAAGGUGAUGGAUUGAUAAGUUCCUAUUCAAUAACAGCAGAAACUAAAGAUAUUGAGUGUCAAACUAGAGAGAGCCUUUUUGACACUUCAGUGGUACCAAAAACUGCUGGCCACUAUAGAGUAAGACCGUCAGAAUCACCUUUCAGACCGCCAUUAGGAUUUUCUACUUUUGGAUAUCGAAAAGAUUCAGACAGUUCCGCUGAUGCAAAGCCAUCAAAAUUUAGGGCUGAAGCUGUUAUUGAAAUGGAUAAAUUUUCGUCAGAAUUAAGUCAAAGGCCUUAUAGUAUUGAAUCAACUAAAUCAGCUCCAGACGUCAUAGUUAUGCAUUGACUAAUAUACCAUUGUAUACAAUAUUACUAUUAUUUUAGUUAAUUAAAAGUAAGCUUCUUGUUAAGGAAAGCCAAAAAUAAACAAAAUGCUCAAUUAAUGAAUUGGACUAAAAUAAAAAUGAUAGUUAUGGAAGAUAAUAUACAUUAAAUCUGAGUACAGUCAAUAUUUUCAAUAAAUUAA
This is a messenger RNA of Rhopalosiphum maidis (corn leaf aphid), 1980 nucleotides long. RefSeq lists its product as uncharacterized. The record is from RefSeq and is a predicted model, not a curated record. Bases 1 to 1800 code for a protein of 599 amino acids. The transcript is spliced from 10 exons. Gene Ontology annotation, molecular function: protein binding. NCBI's taxonomy places the organism in Eukaryota, Metazoa, Arthropoda, Insecta, Hemiptera, Aphididae.